Molecule: messenger RNA, 1913 nt
Organism: Podospora bellae-mahoneyi
Lineage: Eukaryota; Fungi; Ascomycota; Sordariomycetes; Sordariales; Podosporaceae
Exons: 3
Coding region: 469-1854 (461 amino acids)
Source: RefSeq, a predicted model, not a curated record
GCGCUAUGGAAAAAUACUCGUCUUCUCUUAAUAAAAUAUCCAAAACCCGACAAGUCGACGACAGGUCUAAUAUUCAACAUCUAGGCCUUCUCCAAUUAUCCAGAGUUGCACAUCAAGCGGUUCGAGACGAGGGGUCCAAUUUAGCCAGACCUCCAGAGGGUGACAAUCAAGACCAGCUCACACGUGGCAUCUUUGCCCGAUGCUGCUCGUCCCGCAACGCCGGGCCAGGGUGUUGCUCAGUGCUCACUCACUCUGGCUGCCAUCCUUGGUGACUUCAUCCAGGAAUUUCUCCACGAAUGAGAAAAGACCAUCCACUCCGGACCAGGCCAGUCAGCAACGCGCCUACUAUAGCUGAUCAUCUGACAGACGAAGCAUGGAAGAUACAGCCAGUAGCUGUUUACUGCCCGUUGAAUUCAUGCUGAUCGCUUCACCGAAUUCCAUGUACCUGGUCUGACACCCAUCACGAGAAUGCUUUCACGUCCCACCUACACGGUGCUGGGUUCAGAUCCCACCAACCGCAAAUGCAGAAUCAAUUGUUAUGCCUUUCAGCAGGAUGCCAUCGUCACAUUUCAAGGCUGGCAGUAUGCUGCCUUUUGCAGCCCCCUUCCAGAUGUCGCUGAACCGCUUUAUGUGCACCUCGCCAGGAGGCGGCUCCUAGAACCCCCACACGAUAAUCCGGGAAGCUGGGAGGUGCUGGCAUUGACAGACUACCCCCAGACAGUUGAUGACGGCCACAAUACCGUUCAGCUAGGCAUCUGUCCUGGUGACGGCACAAUUCAUCUAUCAUAUGAUCAUCAUUGUGAUGUGCUUCGCUAUCGUUACUCCUGUCGAGAUCUUGCCUUGAAGCCCACCGAGUUCACCUGGAUAAGCUCCCACUUUACAACAACGCUCGACUACCUUCCCGGGCUCCCUGCGUCUCACAAACCCUUCCAUUACGUCACCUACCCCCGGUUCUGUGCGGCCGAUUCUGAUCUUCUUUUUACGCUCAGAGACGGCAAAGCAGGUCUGGGAAAUGACCAUCUUUAUGUCUAUUCUUCUUCCUCUGGCCGUUGCUCCUACCUUGGCCAGCAUCUCACUGGGAUUCAAAGCAAUCCGUAUAUCCAUGGCCUGAGCUACCGCUCGGGCAGACUGCAUUUGACAUGGGUCUACCGUGAUUUUGUCCACUAUGACGGAUGGGAUGAUCUCGCAGACGCCAAGCACAAGCAGCAGGCUGGGCCCAACGGAGCGGAGAACAAUCAUGAUUUAUGUUAUGCUUACAGCGACGGCCUCGGAAAAACAUGGAAGAAUGGCCAGGGCAAAGAGAUUGCGUCAAGAGACCUGGGGAUUAGCACUAUCGAUAACAACAGCGAGGGGAUUGUUGUUUUUCGCAUCCCUAAAAGAUCAGGUCUCACAAAUCAGGAAUCUCAAGUCGUUGAUCUGGAUGGCGGUGUCCAUGUUUUGAACAGGAGUUCCUUGCCAGUUGGAUCGAACCACAGGAGCGGCGUAAAAGCCGUCCACUGGAGACAUUAUUACAAGGCGCCGGAUGAUGAUGGAAUUUGGUCUGAAUUUAUGCUCCGACCAGUAUAUGGCAGCACCAGGGGAAGGCUGGCUGUUUCAAAAACCGGGGAUGUAAUCAUCAUUCUUCCCGAUGCACAAAAUGGACGUGUGUAUAUUGAAAAGGCAACCAAAAGCAGUGGGUAUACUGUUCAUGAAGAGGUUUGGUCUGGAGAAGGGCUCAGGGGUGAACCACUGGUUGACCUGCCACGGUUGGAGAACGAUAACGUGUUGUCGUUGAUGGUCUUGGCUGAUACCAAACCAUCAAAUGACAUAGAUUCAGGAACGAGGAAUGUUGUGGUAUUGGACUUUGAAUUGUAAUCAUACACCGUUGCCUGUAUGCUAUGUACGCGAACUGAAUAUUCCCUUCCUUUCGUGUG